GGCAAGGAGCUUAUUCUAAUACUUACAACCCUUCAUGGAGAGACCAUCCUAAUUUCUCCUAUUCAAAUCCAAAUGUGGCUUUACAAGACAAUCAACAAAGAGGAUCCUAUCAAAACACCUUUGGCCGUGACCCUCCACCUCAUUUGUCUCAAGGUAGCUCUUCUCAAAGCUACAAUCCAAGUGGUAAUUCUCUUGCACCUUCAUCUAAUUCUUAUAGUGAUAGGAGGCUUGUUCCAAUUGAGAGUUCUUCUAAUUCAAACUCUUCUAAUGAUGUGAAUGUGUUACGUAAGCAGUUGAUUGAAAUGAACUCCUUGUAUAAAAACAUGUAUGAUGGCUUAGGGAACAAGGUAGAGAGUAUGGGUAACAAGUGUGAGAACAUGAACUCUAAAAUUGAUGCCCUUACUUCUCAAAUGAAUAUGCUUGCUAACCAAUUAAGUGCAGCCAAUGCUCAAGCCUCUACAUUACCAUCCAACACCGUUGCUAAUCCUAAAGCUAAUCUUAAUGCUAUCACAUUGAGGAGUGGCAAGGAGUUGGGAGAAAGAGUACAAGAAGACAAAAGACAAGGGAAGGCCGAGAAGCCCUCUUUAAAUUCUUCAAUUGAUGUUAAUGUUUCUAGUUCUUCUUUUGCUCCUAAUGAUGCAUCUUUUUGUAGAGAUGAUGAGGAUGAAAACAUUGAGGAGAUCAUAUGUGAGCAACCACCAUCUAAGGUGAAAAAGGGGACUAUGGCCGAGUUGUUUAGUAAGGAAAAAGAGGGAGAGGCCGAGCAAAGUGAAACAAGAAAGGAGAGUUCAAGGAAGGAAGAAGGAAAGCAAAGUCAAGAGAUUAUGAAGAAGCUUCCUUUUCCACAAGCACAAGUGGUCCCUAAGCAAGUAAAGGGACAAUUUGAUCAAGAGGUGGCAUGUGACUUGUGCAUCAAUUGGGCAAUUGAGGAACUUGCUCAACUUGAAGAGGCUAAUAUGCAAGGCUUACAAGAAAUUGAGGACAAGUCUCAAGAAGGGGAGAAUUUGGAGGACUUAAAGCAUGAGGAAAUAGAAGUUUAA
This is a messenger RNA of Prosopis cineraria, 1040 nucleotides long. RefSeq lists its product as uncharacterized. Lineage: Eukaryota; Viridiplantae; Streptophyta; Magnoliopsida; Fabales; Fabaceae. The coding region runs from base 303 to 1040 and encodes 245 amino acids. The record is from RefSeq and is a predicted model, not a curated record. The transcript is spliced from 3 exons.